AGACAAUCUUACAUGUCCUACAGAACCGCAUUCAAAACAUCGCAAUUCUCCAGUAUUUGCAUACAACAUGUACGACUUUCCUUCGUACACGCAACGAAAGGACACGUUUAAAGUCGGAGCAUUCAAAAACAUAAACACCUGCCGUCUGAAGGACAACACGUGCUUCAAGGAUUCAUGUUUACAACCAAGCGGCACCAUCUUAAUUCCACUCGCAAACUUUCCAUACCUAGCUCACGCUGUAUAUCCUCAUCCGGAAUAAAUGGCGGCACAUUUGAAAUUAUUACCUUUACAGUUGGAGAUACUAAAGGUUGAACAAUAACAAAAGCUCCACUUACCACAAUGCCGCUCUCUACCAACCGAUUCACCAUUUGUUCAUCCUUCAAAAAAACCACCACGGCCUUAUUCAUCCGGGAUGCUGAAAUUAUGUUUUCAUGUCCCACUUGCUCAGCAACAUCAACUGUUCUCCAACUUGAGUGAUGCAUCUAAUUCCGUGACGGAGCGACAGUGACGGCGUUCGCACAUCCAGGUGCGACGCCAUCCCUGCACUCGCCACGUGAACUCCUCACACACCGUCAAUGAAACCUCAAACUAAAAUUUUAUCUCUAGAUUUUAUGACAGCUUUUAGAUAUCAAUUUUAAGUAAGAAAGAAAAAAAAGAAAAGUCCAUAAACUUCCCCCCUCACCGUGACUCCUCUCCCACUUCAAACCGGAAGGAAGGAAAGAGAGAGAGAGAGAGAGAAACUGUGUGUGAGUGUGUGUGAGAGUGAGAGAGAGAGAGAGAGAGAGAGAGAGUGAGAGAGAGAGAGAGCAGCUCUUCAUGAAGUCUGUCCACCAGCAGCACACAGAUAAAGCAGAAUGAUCCUCAUCUGUGAUCAUAAACUUCUCAUAUUUAACCUGCUGCUCAUCAUGUCAGUGGUGGCAUGUGAGAUGAAGAUCUUGACUUUCACUGCUUAUGAAGGAGGAAAAGUUGAAAUACGGUGUCCCUAUGAGUCUGGAUAUGAAACACAUAAGAAAUAUCUCUGCAGAGGAAAAUGUAAAGUACUGGAUAAAGACAUUCCUGUUGAAUCUGGAUCUGCAGCUAAAGACGAGAGAUUCUCUCUGACCGAUAACACAACGACCCACAUCUUCACUGUCACCAUCACUGAUCCGAGAACAGAAGAUCAAGGACAAUACUGGUGUGCUGUGGAGAGGAAAGUAUACGAUGACUAUACAGAGAUUCAUCUGGAAAUUAAACAUGGUAAGUCAGAAUAUACUGUAUGAGUGAAAUAGUUCAUCAGUGCACACAGAUAUGGUGUAACAUACAUAAGCAU
This is a messenger RNA of Megalobrama amblycephala (Wuchang bream), 1309 nucleotides long. RefSeq names its product CMRF35-like molecule 5. The transcript has 2 exons. NCBI's taxonomy places the organism in Eukaryota, Metazoa, Chordata, Actinopteri, Cypriniformes, Xenocyprididae. The coding region runs from base 855 to 1259 and encodes 134 amino acids. The record is from RefSeq and is a predicted model, not a curated record.